Messenger RNA from Didymella exigua CBS 183.55, 1056 nucleotides. Its product is annotated as rhomboid protein 2. The record is from RefSeq and is a predicted model, not a curated record. The coding region runs from base 38 to 826 and encodes 262 amino acids. NCBI's taxonomy places the organism in Eukaryota, Fungi, Ascomycota, Dothideomycetes, Pleosporales, Didymellaceae. The transcript is spliced from 3 exons. Gene Ontology annotation, molecular function: serine-type endopeptidase activity. Gene Ontology annotation, cellular component: membrane.
CUCCGACCUGUCUCACACCUCACCGUCGCGCGCCGCCAUGGCCUCGUACACGCAGUUCAAUCCCGCCCGCCUGCGCUCCUACGUGCUGCGUCUGCCGCUGGCCACCCGCCUGUUGCUGCUGGCCAUUGUCGGCCUCUGGAUUGCCGCCAUCCCGCUGCCAUGGCUCAGGGAGUGGGCGCGGCUCGAGCCGGCUAAGAUGGAUCUGACCCAGAUGCACCGUCUCAACCUGUUCCCGUUGAUGCACCUCAACUUCUUCCACAUGAUCUUCAACCUCUUCGCCAUCGCCCCUCUGCUCGAGCGCUUCGAGUCCGAGUUCGGCACCCUCGUCACGCUCGCCCUCUUCACUGGGCCGUUUGGCACCCUCCCCGGCGCCAUGUACACGCUCCUCGAGAAGUUCGUCUUCCGAGCAAACACAAUCGUCAUGGGCGCGAGUGUAUGGGUGUUCCUCCUCCUCUCCGCCGAAGUAAUGAAACAGCACAAGACGUCGCCCACCAUCGCCAUCGGCCCCUACAAGAUCCCCACCUGGACCACGCCCCUCAUCCUGGUCCUCGUGACCAGCAUCCUCGUACCCAACGUCAGUCUCAUCGGGCACCUGUGCGGCGCCGGAAUCGGCUACCUGUGGGCUUCGGGCUACAUCAAGUUCCUCGUGCCCCACGAGAAGAUCUUGAGGUGGGUCGAGACGAAAGCGAAUCUGCUGGGCAGACUGCCGCAUUAUGUGUCGGUGGACCAGAAAACCUAUGGCCGCUACGGCGUCCUGCCUACGACGAGCGUGCCCAUGGGCGGGAUACCGAGGAGUCCGGAGCCGGGUGCGAGGCCGGUCCCGUGAGCACCGUCAGGGACGUGGAUAUAAUCGCUCCAAGUUUCGUUUGAUCAGUUUGCCGUGUGGAGUUACAAAGGUAUAACGUGCGUGCGACUUAAUGCAUAAUGGCGGCGUUCUGGGCAUGGUUUUGGUAAUCAAUGAUGUUGCAUGUUCAUGUAUAGAUAUUGUAGACGUCGAUGAUGAGCGCCACGAACGAGCAUCACCUAAAAAAAAUCAACUCGCUUGAUCCAGUCAGC